Molecule: messenger RNA, 1580 nt
Organism: Lolium perenne
Lineage: Eukaryota; Viridiplantae; Streptophyta; Magnoliopsida; Poales; Poaceae
Source: RefSeq, a predicted model, not a curated record
CAUCUGUCCUCACCCGCACUCACUCACGGGAAGCCACACGCUCGCAUCGCACCCUCACCGCGCUCUCCUCUCGUCGCUGCUAGCUCGCGCGCGUCGCCGUCCAGCUUGUGUCGCCGCCGCGCCCGCCUCGCCGUACAGCUCGCGUCGCCGCCACGCUCUCCUCGCCUCGCGGCACCACCUUCCUAGCCUCACCACGUUCCCCUCUACUUCCCACCCCCCUUCAACAAAAAGUUUGACCUUUUGGUCCAGGCCGGCGACGAAUCGCCGAAUCCGGCGUCGGCGAGGCCUGAUCCGGUGGCUACAAGGCUGGAUGCGCCAGAUCCGGUGGUCGCGAGGCUUAUUGAACGAGGUGCGGAUCCGGUGGAUUCGUUCCAGAAACACGGCAUGUCGGGCGUUGCCGGCUUCUUCGACAAGGUGCGCGUUGGUAUGGCCAAGAUCCCGGCGGACGCGCUGCUGCCUCGCGAGAUCGUCGCCGCGAACGUCAAGGGCGAGCACGAAGAGUCCACGGAGCUCCAGUGAUGGCACAAAGUUUCAACCCUGGCAUCCGAGGGCCACCUCAUCAACCGCAUCCACAUGUGCGUCCCGCGCCGUGGCUCCAUCCCUGGAGGAUAGUCUUCCUCUUGGCUACGCUGAGAAUUCCAUGCGAUGUUGCAGCGAGGUGAGGGCACGUUGCACGCACGGCGCUGCUGAACCCGUCAUCAGCGAGCUAGAACCAGACGCCAUGGCUCUCCUGGAGGCUUCUCUGAUGGAAGCCAAUAGGGAGAGGGAGAAGAGGAUCCUGAAAGGGACCAAGAAUUCGUUGUCGUCGCCGACACGUUCAGAUGACAGCACCACCAUCUUGGAGCAGUCUGGGUACCUGAUCCGGAGGAGGAUGAAGAUCCGGAGGCGAAGGAGGAAGAAGAUGAUCCAGAGGUGGAAGAAGAUGAUCCAGAGGCGGAGGACGAAGAUCCGGAGGCGGAGGACGAAGAUCCGGAGGCGGAGGACGAAGAACUUGAUGCCUCCAUCAUUGACGGAGGAGUUGGCUGGACGAGGCGCUGGUGUGGACGAGCUUGCGUGGAGGAGGAGCUGGCCGGAGGCGCGGAGGCAAUCUUGGCCGGAGGUGCUGCGGUGAAGUACUCCGGAGGAACUGACCGAAGGAACUGGCUGGAGGAGUAGGAGCUGGCCGGAGGAGGGAGGAGGAAGCGUGGAGGAGCUCGUGAUCUGGCAGUAUGAGCUGCUGGCGUGGAGGAGCGAGCGAGCUGGGAUCCAGAGCUGGCUCCUCCUCCAGCCAUGGCGUGAGCUGGGGCAGAUCGGCCAGGACGUGAGCCGGAGACACACCAUCACAGGCGCAACAUCCCGGACGUGAGCUGGAGAAUGACUGCGGAGGGCGGCCUACGCGAUCGGGAGAGGAGGCGAGCUGGGCGGCUUGAGCGAUCGCUUGCUGUUUUGAAUUUUGAAUUUAGAUCGGGGGUGGAGGCGAGCUGAGCGAUCCGGGGAGGAGGCGAGCUGAGCGAUCGCUUGCUGGCGUUGUGUUUCUUUUUAAUAUUCUAGAAGGGGUUAAUUGUAAAACGUGAUUAGAAUAUGACUUCCGACUCUUUUUU